AGACAAAGUCGCGGACUGCGGUAGGUCGUGCCAACGGCGCCUCGAUCGCAGUCGCUGUUUCCCGCCACGCGACACGCACAUUUUCUUUGAAAAUUCGCGCAAUUGCAAAGAAAAAAAGUGAAAAUCGCGGAACAUUCGGUGCCUUAGUGCGUUGUGUUUUUUUACAUAAUCUCCUUUUUUAUACCAAUGUUAUAGAAAAUUUACAGCGUGAUCGCACUUGUGGACUUGAAUGUUUCGAGUAGCAAGGAUUAUUUGGUCUCUAGCGGAACAUAGUUUUAAGAUCAACUAAACUCGCACUCAAACAUAUCGACGAAAGCAAUAAAUAAAUAAUAAUUUUAUAGAAUAAUUAUAAUUGUAAUAGGAAUGAAAUUCCGUCCAUAUUGAGAAUAUAAACGUAUUUUUUUUACAAUUUGAAAAAACAUAAAUAAAUGAGCUCACUUGGUAGUACAAGAGAAGGCAUAUUAACAAACAGCAUGGCGUUCGUUAGUUUAAGAAGCAGUUUAAGGAUAUUGUGGACAAUGACGGCGGCAUUUGUUUUCUUGACGAAAAGCAGCGCUGCUCCAACUUUUCAUGACACGGAUAAGGCUAUGAUGUAUUUAGCGCAAUAUGGUUACUUAAAUCCAUCAGUACGGAACCCCUCCAGCGGCCAUAUAAUGGAUGAAGCAUCGUGGCACCGUGCCAUCUCCGAAUUCCAAAGUUUCGCUGGCCUCAAUAUAACAGGUGAAUUGGAUGACGAAACAGCAAAACUCAUGUCUUUACCGCGAUGUGGUGUUCGAGAUAAGAUUGGGUUUGGGGAAAGUCGUGCCAAAAGAUACGUGUUGCAAGGUUCCAGAUGGCGUGUGAAGAACCUUACGUACAUGAUUUCAAAGUAUCCGUCACGUCUGAACCACGCCGAAGUUGACAUCGAGUUAGCCAAAGCUUUCUCUGUGUGGUCAGACUACACUGAUCUUACGUUUACGCAGAAGCGUACCGGUCCGGUGCAUAUCGAAAUUAGAUUCGAAAAGGGAGAACAUGGAGAUGGAGACCCAUUUGACGGACCUGGUGGAACUCUUGCUCAUGCGUACUUCCCUGUUUAUGGCGGCGACGCUCACUUCGACGAUGCUGAAGUAUGGUCCAUUAAUUCACGGCGCGGAACCAACCUCUUCCAGGUUGCAGCCCACGAAUUUGGUCACUCGCUAGGGUUAUCUCAUAGUGACAUCCGUUCUGCACUCAUGGCUCCCUUCUACCGAGGUUACGACCCAGCCUUCCAGCUCGACCAAGAUGACGUGCAAGGAAUUCAGGCCUUAUACGGACACAAGACCCAACUGGAUAUCGGCGGCAUUCCUUCAGCGCCUCGCGCCACUACGCCGACGACGUCAGCCGAAGAUCCAGCCCUGUGCGCAGACCCGACCAUUGACACCAUCUUUAACUCUGCUGACGGUGCAACAUUUGUUUUUAAAGGCGAGCACUACUGGCGGCUCACAGAGACUGGCGUGGCGGCGGGCUAUCCUCGGCUGAUUUCGCGCGCCUGGCCCGGCUUGCCCGGUAACAUCGAUGCCGCCUUCACAUACAAGAACGGGAAAACAUACUUCUUCAAGGGUUCCAAAUAUUGGAGAUAUAAGGGACAAAACAUCGACGGCGACUAUCCGAAGGAAAUAAGUGAAGGGUUUACUGGUAUACCAGACAACAUAGACGCGGCGUUGGUUUGGUCAGGCAACGGUAAAAUUUACUUCUACAAGGGUUCCAAAUUCUGGCGGUUCGAUCCAUCUCAACGCCCUCCGGUCAAAUCCACAUACCCCAAGCCGCUUUCUAACUGGGAGGGCAUUCCGGAUAACAUCGACGCAGCUCUGCAAUACACGAACGGGUACACGUACUUCUUCAAGGGAUCCUCAUAUUGGAGAUUUAACGACAGAACUUUCAGCGUGGACACGGACAAGACGGCGUUCCCGCGCUCGACGGCGUACUGGUGGCUGGGCUGCAGCGGCGCGCCGCGCGGCACCGUCGGAGGUAACGCGCGCCUGUCCGCCACAUACACGCCGCCGCCCGCCGACGACGACGACGUCGGCGACAUUAUCUUCGACGCAGGUGUAAAAUCAUCUGCUCCCAGAUCAUUCUUCUGGUUCAGGAAAUAGCUUCGGUGGAGAGUUCCUGAACAUUGUACAUAGAGAAAUAACAUAAAGAACAAAGACUCAAUUAGUAAAAUAGGAGAGCAUAUGAGUACCAGUGAGAUUUAAACAUAAGCGGUGAUUUUAGUACCGGCGAGCUUGUCACGCGCCACCUUUGCCAACAUUCAAUCUGAUGGAGCUAAACUGUAGUUACUCGUUACCUCGAGGCUCCGAUACAUUAGGAGGGCGCACAAACGUCCUCCGCCGUGGCGUCACUCACCCGUAUCGUAGGUUUCCAUUUCAUUUGUUUUGCUACCAUCUCCGUAAAAUCCGUUCCCUAUAAGCAUGCUUCUAACACUCAACGAAUUUUACGGCUCAUUAACUUUCAAACGUGCGCUUCUUAUAGUCAUUACAUUCGAAUUGUUUGCAAUAUGUAGCUGUAUUGUGUGAUGUAACUCGAAAGCCUGCACGUUUGCACAUAGUGAUGGGUGAUUAGAACAGAGAUUAAUAUACAGUUGUGUCGGACAGAUGAAGGUGAAAGGGCGGGUGGCAGUGGUGGCAGUGGUGGCAGCGGCGGCGGGUCGGCGCGGCCAUCGCUGCUGGCGCUAUUCGCGGCGCUGUGCGCGCUACUGGGGGCGGCGGCGAGCUCGUAGCGCCGCGCCUCGCCGCAUCUUCCACUGUGAUCAUGUUGUGUGCCUGUCAUCGUUCGGUGUAUUGUAUAUAGCGAACGUCUUGCUGUGAUUAUGAAUGAUUUUUAUACUGUUGUGAGAACAAUAAUUUAAUGCGAAGUCAUAGUUUUUAUACUUAAAAUAAAUAGAUGAUGUAAGUUCGAGUGUGAUAUUGACGUAAGCGACCAUUUUUAUAUUAAAAUAUUCAAAUUGG
Parnassius mnemosyne (clouded apollo) is the source of this 2966-nucleotide messenger RNA. Lineage: Eukaryota; Metazoa; Arthropoda; Insecta; Lepidoptera; Papilionidae. The record is from the annotation of a GenBank genome assembly.